AUGUCUAAUUUUAUUAAAUGGACUUAUGAAAACAGAUUAUAAAUCUCUAUUGAUUUAGCAGCUGGAUCAGUUAGUGGAAUGUAUUCGACUAUUAAUUACUCUUUAUAGAGCAAAUUGUAUAUCAAGUCAUCCAUUAGACACUGUUAAAGUUAGAAUGUAAAUGUCAAAUGACGGAGUAUUGUCAACUUUUAAGAAUAUUCUUAAAAAUGAAGGAACAUAUGGAUUUUAUAAAGGAAUGUCUUUCCCUAUACUAUCUAUACCAAUUACUAAUGCUAUUGUAUUUUCUGUCUAUGAAUUUUGGAAAUCUUUUUUUAUAGGAAAUUCGAACAAAUAACUAACAUAUUUUUAAACGUAAUAUCUCUUGAGCUUAUUAAUAGUGCAUUUUGUGGAAGUAUUGCAGGUAGUUCAGCUGCUUUUUUUUCUUGUCCAAUAGAAUUGACUAAGUGUAAAUUAUAAAUGCAAUCAAAUGAAAAAAUAUAUAAGAAUCCUAUAGACUGCAUAAAAUAAGUAAUUUUUUAAACAACCAAUUAUAUAGAUUUAUAAGAAGGAGGGAUUCAAAUCUUUGUUUCGUGGAAUGUAUGUAACUCAAUAAAGAGAAAUACUUGGUUAUUCUGCUUAGUUUGCUAUGUACGAAUUGAUAAAAGAUUUCUUAUGUAAUUUAUCCUAAAAAUCAGAGCCAUCAACAUUUAAUCUUUUGAUUUCUGGAGGAUUAGCUGGCGUUUCUUGUUGGACAAUAGGUUAUCCUUAAGAUGUAUUUAUAUAUAUUAAAUACUUUUAGACCAUCAAAACAAUUUUAUAAUGUUAAAAACCAACAGAUUAAGGGAAUUAUAAAGUUAAAUUUUAUGAUGGGGGUUUUCUAGAUUGUUUAAGAAAAAAAAUUAUUUCNAUAUAUAUAUUUUAUAUUUAUUUCUAUUUUAAAAAUUAAUAAUACGUAAUUGUUUUUAUAGAUUUAAUCAGAUAAUUAGUGCAUUAUAUCAUAUAUUAAUUUAUAGAAAUAAGUAAUAUGAUUGAUAAGAUUAAUUAAAAGUGA
Paramecium sonneborni is the source of this 1030-nucleotide messenger RNA. The record is from the annotation of a GenBank genome assembly. NCBI's taxonomy places the organism in Eukaryota, Ciliophora, Oligohymenophorea, Peniculida, Parameciidae.